Limanda limanda (common dab) is the source of this 3152-nucleotide messenger RNA. RefSeq names its product spermatogenesis associated 6 (gene spata6). The record is from RefSeq and is a predicted model, not a curated record. Bases 15 to 1400 code for a protein of 461 amino acids. NCBI's taxonomy places the organism in Eukaryota, Metazoa, Chordata, Actinopteri, Pleuronectiformes, Pleuronectidae. The transcript is spliced from 11 exons. Gene Ontology annotation, biological process: spermatogenesis. Gene Ontology annotation, molecular function: myosin light chain binding.
UGAAAGUUGUCGGAAUGGCUUCUCUGAAGAGGAAGAAGAGGUUUUCCUCCUCUAAAGUUCACCAGAAGUCUCUGAAGUGUAAAGUUCAGCUGGACAUUCACACAGUCACAUGUCCAGGAGUGCUUCUGUCUAGAAAGAACAGGAUCUACCUGAGUGUGUGUGUCAUGGGCCAGUACAGGAAGACUCCCUGUUUGCCUGCUGUCUUCCCUGUGCUCUUUCACCACAAAAUGGUGUUUGUCAAGACUUUCCCCGGCGUUGUUGACCCUGCUGAUGUAGCCGACCUCCUCGAAGCUGACACAACGUCUUUUGAGCUGAUUCAGUUGGUGCCUCCAGGGGGUGAGAUCCUCGCGACAAUGGAGGAAAGCAGCAGAGAUUUCUUGUUCCCUGGUUCCAGACUGAGCUCAGGAGAACGAGCGGCAGAGAGAGAAAUACUGAUGAAGAAGUCCUCAUUCUUUCCUGGAAUCUCCCUCAAAGUGCAGUUCACAACGACAUCAGUCAUAGAGGAGAGUGAUGGGAGAGAAGGCUGGCCGGCCUCGCCUAACCGCUGUCUUUCUCCCGUGAAGCCAUCUGUAACCCUGGCCAGACAAAGCUCGGAGAAGAAGUCUUCACCGUCCAGGCAUUUCUCCAGGACGGAUGACGGGGACUAUGUCUCUUUGAGAGAUGGAAAAGAAAAGCAAAAUAUUGAGGCAAACUCUGCAUUGCUAUCAUCAUCAUCCAGACAUCAUCCCCUUCUUUCUUCACCCCCGUCUGGCCACAGUCACCAGAGACAGAAGAAGGAAAGACAACAAGCUUCUGUCGACUGUGGCUACCAGCAGCCCACAGUUUCCUCAAGGACUCGAGCCCUGUCCCCUUACACUCAUCGCAAGAUGUGCCAGCUCUCGGAGGAUGCCAGGCAGAGGCUCAGCCACCUCCAGCUGGGGCCUCACCACUUCAGGAAGGAGACUGAGAGCCAGCCGCCCUUUUUGGUCUCUCAUUGCUGUAGUGACUUGGUGGUGGUGACUCCAUCCUCUUCUCCCCACAGUGAUCGACGCUCUCUUUGCUUCUCAAUUAAUCAAACAGAUUCUUACCUCCUGGGUAGUUACAGACCAAGAACAGCAAGAGUGAAGUCAGGAUCUGUGAGGGAGCAGCUGUCUCCAGAGACACAGUCCAGACAUGAAGCCCAAAACUCUGUGAUAGAUUCUGAUCCUGCUCAAUCUGCCCUGGCUACGCCAAUUUCCAGACGUCGUCUGGAUCUCAGCAACAAUUCCAUCAGAGAAAGGCUGCAGACCAGUCAGCCCAGUCCAUCCCACUGGGAGGAGAUCCACCGCCGAGUCCAGAGGAUCCUGCAGACACACAGAACAACCUGGGACCACCGAGUGAAGUUUGACCUUUUACCUUCUGAUCUUAAAGUAACCAAAUAAUUGGAAGUGACACUGCAAAGAUUUCUUACUGUUAAAAUGCGCGGAUCGUGAUCCGCUUCUUUCGUCUGCACUAACCUGUUGAUGCAUACUUACACGGACACACUUUUUUAAACAAAAGAAUCAUCACUCGAUUCGAUAUUAAUUUCAAACAGUUUUUGUCAUCAUUACGCUUAGAAAGGGAUGUGUUUGGGCUGUGGUUUAAGACAGGUGGAGCGGGAAAAUGGUGAAUGGAAGCUGCAGCUGUUAGGAGCUCAUCCCUCGAAACACAAAAGAGAAACAAAGAGGAAGCCAAGAGCCACCUUGGAGAUUUAAGGGAGAGAGGAACAAAAAUAGAAUCCUGAAUGAAAGACACAAUGAUAUUUAGCAAUAAGUUACACUGAAAUAUGUUAAAUGUUGCCAACGUGCACACUCUCCUGGCACAUAGGUUGUCAGCGGAUAUUUUUAUCCCAGGUGUUUGUAGUUACUGUACCAUUGACUCUGUUCUUUUCAUUCAUUUAAUUAUUUACACCCAAGGUUUUCCUACUGCAACAUGUCAGAAUGUCUCAUGUGACAAAAUAGAAUUACCACCCUGCUGUUGUGUCCCUCAAGCAACUAGUGCAGUGUCAGUGCCACCUGGUGUUCCCAGUAAUAUACUGUAUAUACUCUGAACUCGACCUUUGACCCCUGAUACCAGUUAAUCUGUGAAUCUAAGUGAACAUUUGUGCCAAAUUUGAAAGGAUUCUCUUGAGGCAUUCUUAAGAUAACGUGUUCAAAAGAGGGUUUGUAAGGUCACUGUGACCUUUGACCUGCGAGUCUGAGUGAACUGUUGUACUGAAUUCAAAGAAAUUUCCUCAAGGUGUUGUAGAGAUAAAGUGUUCUGUCGCGGGUGCAGCGGCGUAAAAUCCCAUGUGACAGUAUUAAACAGAGGAGCUUGCGUCUUUUAUUACAGUUAGAUUUAAUUAAGUGCAGCUGUGUUAUUAUUAGAUAUUUAUUUUAUAUAAAAGUAAAGGAAAUGUUUAAAAUUUUAAAGAUUGUGAUUACACUGAAUGCACUGGGUACAUUUAACUAAAUGUGCAAAGGAUCUGAUUAAUGAUCAAACUCCAUUCCAAGUGUAUUCCCCAUAUUGAUGAAUACCUCAGUCAGCAGGUGUCAGAUUGUGCUGCUCACUUCAAAAGACGACACGUUACAGAAACUCCAACUACUGUCAAAUACGCUGCAGAAUCUUAGUCAAUAAAGUUUGUUUUUCUGUGAAUCCUCAACACAGCAGAAAAUGUCCGACUGAUACAGAUUCUUGGUCCUGUAUGUAUAUAUUUAUCAAUGAUUCUUAAGAUGUCAUCAACAACCAUUUUUCUGCACUGCUUUUCCUGUAACUUUUUUAUAUGAUGUAAAUAUCUGGCUUAUUGUUGCCGUAGCUUGUCAGUCAUCUUUAAGUGACUGUAACAUUUUAUUAAAGCGGGCAUUUUGUAAAGGUUGAUAUAUCAGGUCAUUCUAAUUGAUCAUGAAGCAGAGCAGUUAGUUUUCUGAACAGGUCUCCCAGUUGAUUAAAUUUAGAUUUCACUGAUAAAAACCUUCCCCGAUGUAUUUUUAGAUGGGUAAAUUGGUGCAUUUCUGGCGUACUUGCGGAAAAUAUCUGCAAACCGAUUAAUCGGUCGGGCUCUACUGGGGAUAGACGUUUUUAUACGGUUAUAUUUAUCUUCACUAUAUUAUUUAUAACAGUAUUUCUGGCACACCACCAAACUGCAUGUGAUUUUCGAUUGAAAUAUUCAGUUUGCA